This is a messenger RNA of Cylindrotheca closterium, 2645 nucleotides long. Lineage: Eukaryota; Bacillariophyta; Bacillariophyceae; Bacillariales; Bacillariaceae. The record is from the annotation of a GenBank genome assembly.
UAGUGACAGCCCAAUGUUUCUGUUUUGUUGACGAUACGGACGUGAUUGAAGCAGGUGACACGGUCCAUCACUCUGGGGAGGACAUUUGCGCCUCAGUCCAGGCUGCUGCCACCUUGUGGUCGGGGGGUAUUCGGGCAACAGGUGGUGCAAUCAAUCCGGAGAAGUCCUUCUGGUGGCAUAUUGACUUUGAAUGGGAUGCUCGCAAUGGUCAGUGGAGAUUCCGUAGGAAAUGCUCCGCGGCACCGGACUUCAACCUUAAGAUACCGGGGUUAUACGGUGACAUUGAACCCCUUCGUCGCCUUGAACCAGAUGAUUCCAAACGUACUCUGGGGGUGAUGUUGUUGCCACUGGAAAAUCACAAAGCACAGGAGGCACAGUUGGUCUCUAAAGCUAAAGAGUGGGCCUCACCUGCUACACAAGACAUUAUGUCACCGGUUCUCCAGGUGUGCUUACCUAAGUCAGGUGUUUGCCGCAACUUUCCCCGUUCGGUGGUCUUUGCCCCGGUGGAUUAUCAAGACCUUGGUGUUCCUCAUCCUUUUGGCAAGCAAGUUUACAAACACUUGGAGAUGAUCCUGCGCCAUAUGUCGGGGGGUACAAAGACUGGAGCAUACAUGGACGCCAAUCUCCAGGCUCACCGACUGGAAACCGGUACCUCCUUCGGUCUUCUACAGCAAGAUUACCAGAAUGCAUCUGGCUUAAACGGGUAUGGAAGGAACUUGAAUCUCUGGAUAUCCACAGUAUCAGAUAUCACUACGGCUGAUGGCCGCUAUAUCCGGCAAUGCAUCUGGAACGGUUUCCGCGACGACACUUAUCGGACUCCAUAUAACUGGCCUCGAACGGUACGACCCGGGCGUCCAUAUUGGGAACUUUGGCAGAGAACACUGUCCCGCGCGCUCUUGCCUUCAAACGGUCAGCACCACCCUCUGCGCCAACCCCUGGGACAUUGGCACGACAACUUUGAGUCUUGGAACUGGCUCUGGUCGCCGAUUGUUGGUUUGUUUCAUCGGGAGGGGGCUGCAUGGACCCAUUUCGCCCUUGUAGGUUCCUCUACAACUUCUCGGCGCUAUGCUCCAUCUGGCAGUCACAGUGUGCCCCUCUCCGGUCGCGACUGGGUGCUCCUCACUGGUACAGGUCUCCCAACCUUGCCUCCCUCCGCAUUUACCCCCUCCAUCCUCAACGCCUGGCAAGCCUCCACCAACCUCUGCACAGAUUACUAUGGGUGGGUCCCUGAUGAGAUUGAGGUACAUGGUGAUGAGGCUGCCUUGGCCCAUGCCCUGAUCCAGGGCCGCCUCAGAAUCAUCAGCGAUGGGUCAUACAAAAAUGACCUGGGAACUGCUGCUGUCCAGCUCCUUCCCAAAGGGGACUCUGCUCGCAUUGUCAUCCGUUGUCAAACUCCAGGCCUACCUCAGGAUCAGAGUGCCUAUUGUAGCGAGUUGAUUGGCCUUCUGGCCGGGAUUAUGGCGGUCGACUGGCUCCUCCAACAAUGGUUCCCAGACCUUAGCCAGCGCCCGGCCAUCUCUCGGUCUCCGGUGUCUUGGUCUCCACGGCAUGUCUACGGACAUUUGGACAAGUCAAACUUAUUUGAUGAACUCACUUGGUGGGAAAAGAAAAACCUGGAGGUGGAUGGCAUGGCAGUGGAUUUCCGCAAGGAACUAGAGGCGGCCCACCAACUUAUCCCCCCCAACCCUCGGUUCUUCACGGAACUGGCAGCUCUUUUUGUGGCUGACACAAAGCAGUCUCGGCUGAGUGACCACUUCAUUCAGGAGUGCGUGACACUCCCCCGCCUGCGGCAACAAUGGAGGAACCGUAAUGUGAUCUCUGAGGAGUCUGAAAACCUGAUUGACUGGGAGACACUGGGCCGCGCUAUGCGGUCGCUACCUGCCGGACUCCAGCGCUGGAUUACAAAACAUUGGGUGGGCAUGUGCGGCACGGGGAAGUUCAAAGUGUAUUGGGGCCUCGAAUUGUCCGCUGCGUGCCCUCCGUGCGGCGAGUUUGAAGAUCACUUGCAUGUUCCCCGUUGCCCAGCAGCCUCGGCUAGGGACGAAUGGGAUUGGAGGGUGACCGUUCUCUCGCUCUGGAUGGAUAUACAUCUUACCUCCCCCGCCAUCAAGCACGCGAUACUCCUUCUGCUUCAGGGUGUUCACGAUUCAUCAUGUCCCCCUUGUUUGAUCUCUCGGACCAUCCGCCCGGCCUUUCUGGCACAGGAAGCUAUUGGGUGUCAGGGACUUUUGGAAGGCAGACUAGCCUCCUUGUGGCUGUCUCUGCAACAAAAUUAUUUUGACGAGACUCACAGUUGUCGGUCGGUUUCUCUGUGGGCCUCCCGUCUCUCCCAGCAACUCAUCUCCAUUAGGUUCUAUAUGUGGGAACAACGGAACGCCGUUCAACAUUCGGACGACAAUGUUCAGCUCCGUGAACGUCACUGUGUUGUCAAUGAGGGGAUUCACUCUCAGUUUGAUAUGGGUUCAGCUGAUUUACCUCCGGAUAUUAGACGCAUGCUGACAUGCCGUCACGGCGUCCUCCGUAAGUCAUUGGUGGACAAGGAAGAAUGGCUGAAGCUACUUCGACAGGAGGGCAAGGACUAUUGUUGCUCUCUGCGGGCUCAACGCUGUAACCUACGGACUAUCUUCUCUGCUCCCCCCUCCUGA